AUGUUUCGGCCCCAACGGCCUAAGCCAAAGCUGACUCGUAUCAUCGUCCGCAUCGAGCGGCUGAAACCCCUCAUCGCCCAUGCCGAGGGUAUUAUUCCUCGUCCCCCGCGAUUUGGGGUGACUCUUGGAGGCGCUGUGGCUGUGACUGUUCGAGGGACGCAUCAUGGGCACGGAGGCGAGGAUCACGGCGAGGCAGGGCUCGAUGCCGCUGAAGAUGUUGGCCAUGGGCAUGGUUAUAUCCGGUCAGUACCCUAUAAAGAAGGGAUGCAGGGUGCUGGGGUCGUACACUGCACCGAGCCCGAAGACCGCGAUCAGCGUGACCUUCUUGUACGUCGCCAUUUGCAGUCUCGAGAGACUGGGCAUCGGGAGCGUGAGGACCACGACGUCGGUGACGAGGUUGAUGACCCCCGUGACGGUGAACGAGGUGACCUGGUCGCCGCAGUGGCCGGUGGGGAUGGUUUUAUCCCAGUUGUACGCGAAGGGCUGGCAGAUGAGGCAUCCUGCGAGAAUGGUGGCUAUGGCCCAGGCGACGAUCACAGCCAUUGUGGCGUAGGACGAGACGACGAGCCAGCGCACGGGGAAGAUGCGCAGGUACAGGAAGAGGAUGCUGAUUUUCGUGCACAUGAGGCUGAGCACCCACAGGAACUGCAGUGGGAUGAUGAGCUUCGACAUGAUGGUGACCGGCUCGGUGCCGUAUCUGGGAUUCGACACGAUCGCGGUGACGUGGUCGUAGCCGAUGCCUGCUUGGAAGACGCCGGUGAUGCUGAUGCAUUGGAGGCCGAUGGAGAAUGCCUGGAGUCCACUUCUUAUGCGCGAUCUUGUGCGCCACCAAGCGGAGCACGACCGCCACAAUGGCGAGAAUUGAGAAAGCGAACGAGCACCCCAGCACCGAGCGCUGGUUGUGCGUUUCGAUGGGGAAGAUGGCGACCAUGUUGGGUUGACUGGCUCCGAGAAACGAGCGGAAGGGGGAGCAGUGAACGGCUGGGGAAUCGUCAGGAGAGCAGGGUACUUAAGAGAGCACCCCUGCAGGUUCUCUUACCUCGGGCGAGCAGCGACUCCAGUCGGGCCUCGACUAACGGAAAGGAUCUCGUCCUUUUGCAACGCAGUGGCCAGUUUGCCCCAAAGGAUCGGGGAGUGGACUCACCAGGAGAUGAGAUGAGGCCCGCUUUUCCCGUCGCGAGUCUAGUCGACUCUUGA
Aspergillus mulundensis is the source of this 1197-nucleotide messenger RNA. RefSeq lists its product as uncharacterized. The coding region runs from base 1 to 1197 and encodes 398 amino acids. The record is from RefSeq and is a predicted model, not a curated record. NCBI's taxonomy places the organism in Eukaryota, Fungi, Ascomycota, Eurotiomycetes, Eurotiales, Aspergillaceae. The transcript is spliced from 4 exons.